This is a messenger RNA of Camponotus floridanus (Florida carpenter ant), 466 nucleotides long. RefSeq lists its product as uncharacterized. The record is from RefSeq and is a predicted model, not a curated record. NCBI's taxonomy places the organism in Eukaryota, Metazoa, Arthropoda, Insecta, Hymenoptera, Formicidae. The transcript is spliced from 3 exons. The coding region runs from base 3 to 347 and encodes 114 amino acids.
UAAUGUGUAACGUAUUUUUUUCGCAGAACUUAUUCUAUUCGAUCAAGAUGAGGUAUACCAUUCUGGCACUGACGGUUGUGCUUUGCCUCGCAUUCGUGAGCUCGAAUCCAAUUCCGGAAAGCGGACUUAGCUGGGAGACGGCCAGCAGCGAGAAUUCGCCCUCCUGGGGCGAACAGAAGCCUAUAAUAGGUCCGACAAAAGGUAUGACGAUGGCUAUACCCGGUCCUUGGACCAGACUGCUCCUCAUCGGUAAUCGAGGACUGGCGCAAGUUGUAGAGGAUAUCAUAAUAAGAUGGUGUGCUGUAAGCCAAAAGUGGAUUAACUUGUUGGCGAAAGGCACCUGGUAAUUUAAACAACUUAUUCAAGGAUCGAGAUGAGGAAGCACAGAAAGGGGCCUCGCCGGCCUUGGUACCGAUGGAUAUAAAUGCAAGUCGCCUCUGCUAGAAAGGAACACGGGUACGACGUU